AUGUUGUCUGCUCUCGCGGCAUUGUCCUGCUGGGCGAGGUCGAAUGGCGCUGACCGUGAAACCACACCAGAGCGAAUUCCUUUCGAGCAACAGGACUCAGACUGGUCAGAAUUCCCACUCCAUGACCCCCACGCAUUGCAAAUAGGAUCAAGCAAUCUCGAUUCUUUUACCUUACUCUCGGAAGCAGUCCAGCUAACCCGUGGUGUUGUAGCAUUGCCGUUGGCUCUGAACUUCAUCGCGUCUGGUUACCCGGUCUCCCCCAGACCCCCUGAAGUCGAAACUCCCUUCGCCUACGCUCUAUCACUCGGAUCAGGUAUCCUAUUCGCUUAUCCCGAGCUCGCAACCAUCACGGGUGUCCAAGGUACGGUUAUCUAUGCCAUUACCUCAGCCGGCCCUCUCAUGAUCUUUGCCUUCCUUGGGCCGAUCAUUCGCUCAAAAUGCCCCGAGGGGUUUGUCUUGACCGAGUGGACCAGGCAGCGGUAUGGUAUAAUCGCCGCAUGUUAUAUAAGCUUCUUGACUUGCGCGACCAUGUUCUUAUACAUGGUCGCUGAGCUUUCUGCUGUGGGACAAAUCAUGACUGUUUUGACUGGAAUGGAUGGCCUCCCCAUGAUCAUCGUCCAGUGUAUCGUCACCACCAUAUAUACCUCACUCGGAGGAUUCAAGAUUUCCUUCAUUACGGACACAUUGCAAGGAGUCAUGGUGAUUGGUCUCAUUAUCAUCGCUACGAUCACUAUUGGAGUCAAGACCAAGAUUGACAGAAGCCUCAUAGAGCCGUCUGGUUUAACUCACACCAGUCUACUGGGUUGGCAGCUCUUGUACAUCCUUCCUGUGGCAGUCUUGACCAACGAUUUCUUCCUGUCCAACUUCUGGAUUCGUACCUUUGCGUCCAAGACCGACAAAGACCUCUGGAUCGGCGUAUCGGUCGCAACCGUCGUCGCCCUCCUCAUCCUGACUCUCGUCGGAUCCACAGGAUUCAUUGCUGUCUGGUCAGGCGCGUUCGAUCCCAGCAACCCGGACCAAGAGGGCAGUGUAGCUUUCUUCUACCUCCUUGAGCAACUGCCUUCUUGGACCAUUGGAAUCGUCCUCGUUAUGGUCGUAACACUCAGCACCGCCGCGUUCGACAGCCUCCAAUCCGCCAUGGUCUCCACCGCAUCCAACGAUCUCUUCCGCAAUAAACUCAACAUCUGGUGGAUCCGUGGUGCCGUGGUCCUAAUCAUAUUCCCCGUUGUGGUAUUAGCGCUCAAGGCUCCCAGCAUUUUGCAAAUCUACCUCAUCUCCGAUCUCUUCUCCGCGUCUUCCAUCCCCGUUCUCGUCCUAGGGCUGAGUGAACGUUUCUACUGGUGGCGAGGGUUCGAGGUCGUCGUUGGAGGACUAGGCGGUAUCAUGACCGUGUUCAUCUUCGGUACCAUAUACUUCGGCAAUGCGCAAGAGGGCGCGAACCUCAUCUUGUUGCAGGGCGGUCUAUAUGGCAAUGACUGGAGUGCCUUUGGCGCUUUUGUGGCUGCGCCUUUUGGCGGGCUGCUUUGGGGAUUCGGAGCAUGCGCCUUGAGGAUCUCUUUCCACUUCGUUAUGUCGAAGAUUAAGGGAACCAGAUUUGAUGCUCUGGAUAAGCCACUUCCUGUAGGGAGGAUUGUGAGCGAGGGAGAGGAUGCUGAGGGGGAUGAGGUCCAGAGGAUUGCUAGUCAGGGUCUUGUGACUAUUGAUAACAAGGGAAAGUUCUUCUAG
This is a messenger RNA of Venustampulla echinocandica, 1725 nucleotides long. RefSeq lists its product as uncharacterized. Gene Ontology annotation, cellular component: membrane. The record is from RefSeq and is a predicted model, not a curated record. Gene Ontology annotation, molecular function: transmembrane transporter activity. The transcript is spliced from 6 exons. Gene Ontology annotation, biological process: transmembrane transport. The coding region runs from base 1 to 1725 and encodes 574 amino acids. NCBI's taxonomy places the organism in Eukaryota, Fungi, Ascomycota, Leotiomycetes, Helotiales, Pleuroascaceae.